AUGUUGCUUCGGCAUCCUAUCUUCAGUCAUAUCUCCGCGGUCUUGUCCCAGCGCUGUCUACCACGGAGCUCUCCAACCAGCGUCCGUAGGAUUACUAGCAAGGCACAAGAUCAGCAGACGCGCAGUAUGCUUGACGAUUACAAGAACAUCGACGCUUCCCUCUCCGAUAAAUUUUCUAAAAAGCGCGGUUUACCCUGGGGAUUCUCUAUUUACCGCUGUUCUUAUAAGGACGAGAGCGCGUGGAGUCGCCUACUUCAACACCUAAGAGAAAAGAUCGAAAGCGACCUUGAAUGCAACCAGAGAAUGGAUCUUCUGUCGCAUCAUCAGCUGGUCAUCAAUGACGAUAUCGAGAAACUCAAUGGAGCUACAUCCCACGAUAUUCGUGACCACUUCAACGCAUGGGUUACAGACCAACUACCUCAGAUCGUCGCCAGCCCUGAAGUACUCGAAAACCUUCAAUCUGAUGAUAAUAAUGGGCAGGGUCCACAGUACUUUCUCGGCCCACGGUAUAACUUUUGCCUCUUUGUGGAUGAUUUCUGUCUAGAGUCGCUUGAGCUUUUCAAGAAUUCCCUUUGCGGUCCUGUUGUCAAAAUUUUGUCUAAGCCGUGGGGUAAUUUGACCCCUCAGGAAAGGGAAUAUAAGAUACAUCCGGAGUGGCAUGAUGGUGAGACAGACGACGAACUCGAAAUGGUUGGAUGGAUGUAUAUCCCCAUACACUCUUACGUGCAGUGGUUUGAUACUCUGGAAGUACCCUCGGAUUGGGAGGCGUUCUAUGUACGGCCACCUAUGAUGAUUGACGAGUGCAGCGUAGUGAACGUUGAAGAAGAACGGCUCGCUUCAUUACGCCGGAAGUCUUAG
Molecule: messenger RNA, 858 nt
Organism: Penicillium psychrosexuale
Lineage: Eukaryota; Fungi; Ascomycota; Eurotiomycetes; Eurotiales; Aspergillaceae
Exons: 1
Coding region: 1-858 (285 amino acids)
Source: RefSeq, a predicted model, not a curated record